Messenger RNA from Protobothrops mucrosquamatus (brown spotted pit viper), 1316 nucleotides. RefSeq names its product acyl-CoA thioesterase 7 (gene ACOT7). Gene Ontology annotation, cellular component: cytosol; nucleoplasm; extracellular exosome. The transcript has 8 exons. Bases 19 to 990 code for a protein of 323 amino acids. The record is from RefSeq and is a predicted model, not a curated record. Gene Ontology annotation, molecular function: long-chain fatty acyl-CoA binding. Lineage: Eukaryota; Metazoa; Chordata; Lepidosauria; Squamata; Viperidae. Gene Ontology annotation, biological process: palmitic acid biosynthetic process; acyl-CoA metabolic process.
UUUUUUCUCUCUAGGAUUAUGCGCCCGGACGACGCUAACAUUGCCGGCAACGUGCACGGAGGGACCAUAUUAAAAAUGAUCGAGGAGGCCGGAGCCAUCAUCAGCACCCGCCACUGCAACUCACAAUCUGGGGAGCCCUGCGUGGCCGCCCUGGCCCGCGUGGAGCGCACAGACUUCUUGUCCCCGAUGUGCAUCGGCGAAGUGGCCCACGUCAGCGCCGAGAUCACGUACACCUCCAAGCACUCUGUGGAAGUCCAGGUGCAGGUCGAAGCGGAAAACAUCCUCACAGGUGCCAAGAGAGUGACCAACAAGGCCACUUUGUGGUACGUCCCUCUUUCUCUCCAUAAUGUGAACAAGGUUUUGGAAGUGCCUCCCAUCCAGUUUACACGGAAGGACCAGGAGGAAGAAGGGAGACGACGUUACGAGGAACAGAAGCUGGCACGUCAAGAGACCAAAGAGAGGAACGGUGAUGUCAUUGUGCCUGUGAUCAAUCCAGAGCCUUACACCAUUGGAUACAGCCAGUCAAGUCUCAUCCAUCUGGUGGGACCAUCCGAUUGCACCAUGCAUGGAUUUGUGCAUGGAGGCGUGACCAUGAAACUCAUGGACGAGGUAGCGGGUAUCGUAGCCGCUCGCCACUGCAAGACCAACAUCGUCACGGCUUCUGUGGAUGCCAUCAACUUCCACGAGAAGAUCAAAAAAGGGAGCGUCCUCACCAUUUCUGGCCGUAUGACCUUCACCAGCAACAAGUCCAUGGAGAUUGAGGUCUUUGUGGACGCCGAUCGCUUCGUGGGGGAACCCCAGGGGCCGUACCGGGCGGUCAGCGCCUUCUUCACCUACGUGUCCCUUAGCAAGGAGGGGAGGCCUUUGCCCGUCCCGCAGCUGGUGUUGGAAACCGAGGACGAACGGCGACGUUUCGAAGAAGGGAAAAGCCGCUACUUGCAAACAAAAGCGAAGCGUCAAGCACAGAUGCAGCCCCUCACCCAACAGUGACAUUUGGGCCAGAGACCCCCUCAGUCCCUACCCCCGGCUGGAAAGGGGGGGCUGUGGCAACAUCCAGGAGGGCCCCCGCCCUCUCCUUUCCAGCCAAGAUCCAUUCCAUUUUCUCUGCCACCAUCGUAGCUAGCCGGGUGGGCUUUUUGGACAGUCUAGGGUGGCCCGAUGGGGAGGGGGCACACAUCCACAGAGAUGGGCCAGCCGAUCCAGCAAGAUGGGUUGUUUUAUUAACAACCUUAAGAUAGGCAUCGUCAGCUUGGGGAAGAUCCAUCUUUACCGUCCCAGGAAAACACACAGGCUUUGAUUUCACAGCCCCUCCCUUC